Molecule: messenger RNA, 2948 nt
Organism: Actinia tenebrosa (Australian red waratah sea anemone)
Lineage: Eukaryota; Metazoa; Cnidaria; Anthozoa; Actiniaria; Actiniidae
Product: phosphoacetylglucosamine mutase
Biological process (GO): UDP-N-acetylglucosamine biosynthetic process; carbohydrate metabolic process
Molecular function (GO): magnesium ion binding; phosphoacetylglucosamine mutase activity
Source: RefSeq, a predicted model, not a curated record
UUGACGUGGCUCARUAAGUCAAAUAUUCCGUUUCUCUCUUCAUUCUUCCGUGACUUCAAAGUUUUGUAGGAAUUUUAGUAGCUUUUUUACGCGUUGAUUCACAAUGGCGACUGUACUCCACAAUGCCAACGAAGCAAGCAAAAAGUAUCCUAAAAUCGAUAUGAAAUACAGCUACGGGACGGCCGGUUUUCGAGGUCGCGCCGAGACUUUARAAGCAGUGAUGUUCCGAAUGGGAAUGUUAGCUUCAUUAAGAUCGCGUGCCAUGGAUGGAAAAGCUAUCGGUGUAGUCAUCACAGCCUCGCAUAAUCCAGUCUAUGAUAACGGAGUUAAGCUKGUBGAUCCAAUGGGAGAAAUGCUGAACGCCUCUUGGGARAAGUUUGCGACUUCUCUUGCAAAUGCAGAAGCUGUGGCCCCAGUUUUGAAGGAGAUYAUUGCUGCGAAUGACAUUGAUAUGGUCAAACCUGCCAAGGUUUUUAUCGCUAGAGAUACGAGACCUAGUGGUUUGAUGUUCACACGGGCGCUAAUGGAUGGUAUACAGGCGUUAGGUGGAAUUUAUCAUGAUUUUGGUGUACUGACCACACCCCAGCUGCAUUACAUGGUACGAUGUCAUAAUACAAAAGGGAAAUAUGGUGAGGCAACAGAGCAAGGAUAUUAUAAGAAACUAUCCAAGGCUUAUCUGCAUGUGCAAUCUCUGACAAGCAAUGCCAAGCCAAAAGAAAUCAAACUWGAUGGUGCGAAUGGAGUUGGAGGACCAAAAGUUAAGGAAUUAUCAAGCCABAUGAAAGGGCAGCUACCAAUAGUGGUUUUUAAUGAUGAUGUUGUYGAGAAACUGAAUGAGAAUUGUGGUGCYGAUUAUGUCAAGGUUGGGCAAUGUGAGCCAAAAGGGAUGACAAUCAGUCCUGGUGACAAGUGCAUCACAUUUGAUGGUGAUGCUGAUAGAGUGAUGUAUUUCUUUUUGGAUGAAGAAAAAAWAUUCCAUCUCUUGGAUGGUGACAGAAUAGCUACUCUCAUUGCUGGAUACCUGAAAGAAUUGGUUGACAAAACMGGUGUGGCUCUYRACAGAGGACUUGGCAUGGUACAGACUGCUUAUGCUAAUGGUAGCUCUACRAAAUAUGCCCAAAAGGAGCUGAAAGUCCCUGUAGCAUUUGCAAAGACAGGUGUCAAGUAUGUCCACCACAGGGCUGAAMAGUUUGAUAUUGGYAUCUACUUUGAAGCUAAUGGACAUGGAACAGUGAUAUUUAGUGAUGAAGCAACACAUAAAAUAACAGAGGCUGCUAAGAGCACUGCAYCAGCAUCAGAAGAAAACAAAGCUGCAACMAUACUGGUUAGYAUGAUAGAUUUGAUUAAUCAAGCUGUUGGGGAUGCCAUGAGUGAUAUGCUUGUCGUCGAAGCAAUCCUCAACGCCAGGGGCUGGGAUCUCCAAAAGUGGUAUAGUUGCUACACAGACUUAGCAAGCAGACAACUGAAGGUCAAAGUUAAGGAUCGCACUGUUCUCAAGACUUCAGAAACUGAAACUGAAGCUCUGGAACCCAAAGGCCUUCAAGAGGAAAUCAACAAAGUGGUAGCCAAGUAUACCRAUGCUAGGUCAUUUGCGCGCCCUUCGGGUACUGAGGAUGUGGUCCGUGUCUAUGCCGAGGGUAAUUCCAGAGARGAAGCAGAUGCAUUGGCAUUAGAAGUUGCACAGCUYGUUUUUGAUUUAGCAGGGGGAAUYGGAGAAAGACCUCAGUGAACAUUUUGCAUUCAUACACUUUCAGUGAAAGCAGUGCAUAUUUUUGGUUGUUAGGGAAUAUGGAGGGGGGCUAACAUCCCUACAUCCAGCCCUCUCUAUAGUCUUUAGUUUUYUUUACCUUACAAUUAAGAAUAUCGAUGUUAAGGAACUUUUUUUGGAAUUUUUAAUCAAUAUUUUGUUUUUAUUUGCAAAUUUAUCAAAAUGAUCUUGUAGUUUGUGAUUACCAUUUUCUUUUAUUUUUUCUUGAUAAUGCAUAUUAAUCUCAAGUUUUUUUGUGCAAUUUUUUCCAUUUUCCUAUCAUGGACCUUCCUUAUUUUGCAGCCAUGUUGGGUGGAACAAUAGAUGUUAUCCCCCUCCCCAUAGCCUCACAUUCAAUCACUUUUGGAAUGACGUUACACAGGUUUAAACAAAGGAAAUUAUUAUUCUCAUGGGAAUGAACAUGUCAUCUUGUGAUUAAGGUUCAUAUAUCAAAUGUCUCAUCUCCAGUCCCUUGAUUGUUGGUAUAAGCUGGAAAAAUUGAAGAUACUGGGAACUAGAAUAUACAGUAUAUCCAUGGUUCAAUCUCAUACCCAGAGUCUAGUCCUCUAGUGCCUUCCUGCUUUGUCGUCAUUGACUGGUAAGACUCUUGUAUCCGGCCUGCUGACCAAAAAGCUGGAAGACUCUGGGCUUGAGAUUAACCAUGGUUAAGACAGAUGUUAUACAUCUUUAGUCUGUACUUUCUCAGAUUUUUACCAAUUUCUCUGUCAUGUGCAAUAAUGGCGGCACAGAAAAGCUUAGGUGUUGGUUGAGCCAUUGGGUCACUAUUGGGUAGCUAAUUUUUUUACCAAAAGCCUUAUUUUUGAACUCUGGUGACAAUUGAUUGGAAUAGAACUGAACUGUCGAAUGAUUCUUUUUAGCAGCAUUUUUCUAAGAAUAAARGAAAAUAGGGUUAAUAAUAAUGUCAAUAAAAAGAAGAUUAAUCUGGUGUAUUAUUAUGAUUGAAAAAUCGUGUUAUUUGUUCUCAAACAGUGGUCCUCCAGUGACUAACAACUAACGGACCAACCUUGAGUUUAUACUCAGUGGCAUGACUAAAUUGCAAUCGUACGUCACGCAAGACGUUUAUUCAAAAAGAAACAGCCUCGCGCUACUUGCAGCCCCGAAAAAAUUAGUUUUCACGAAAAACAACUGAUCAUGGGUAUUAUGCAUGAAUGACAUUAAAGGUGUUUUGUUUUGAGACCCA